Messenger RNA from Frankliniella occidentalis (western flower thrips), 5784 nucleotides. RefSeq names its product toll-like receptor Tollo (gene Tollo). The coding region runs from base 572 to 4585 and encodes 1337 amino acids. The record is from RefSeq and is a predicted model, not a curated record. The transcript has a single exon. Gene Ontology annotation, biological process: signal transduction. Gene Ontology annotation, cellular component: extracellular matrix. NCBI's taxonomy places the organism in Eukaryota, Metazoa, Arthropoda, Insecta, Thysanoptera, Thripidae. Gene Ontology annotation, molecular function: protein binding.
AGCACGGGAGUGAAACGAGGAGGACGUGGUGCUGCUGGAGCUCGUCUGCGCACGCUCACUUGGAUUACAGUGCACGGCGAACAUCCACAAGUCACUCACCUCGUAUACGCGCUAACCACAGCGCGCGCGCGCGUGUCUGAGAAACGUCGAAAUAGUUUUUGACUCGUGUGUGCGUUCGCUCCCUGCAAAUGGAAUACGGAUUUUUCAACCACAACUUGUGACGCCACGACUUUGGAUUACCUACGUCGCUAGUGCAGUGCAGUGAAGUGGUUUCAUUGACAGAAACCAUUUAAAGUGUGUGAAUUGUGUGCCAAUUAUCUUACACUUCGCCUGUAAUGGAUACAUGGCUGUGAUUCAGUGCAGUGCGUUCACCUGAUUGGAUUACGCGACCCCAAAACAGUGUGUGUGAAAUGCAGAUAGUGCAAAAACUUAAGUGUGUCAUCGUUUGACCCCAUGGACACUUGUGCAAAUGGCUGGCUUCGAUAACGAACGACGAAACCGGCCGUCUUCGAGGAGGAAACGUCGCUGAGGGCGGAAAACUCCGAAAUAUCGCCGCUCAUCAACUGGCAACAUGCAGCUCAACGCAGCGCUCCUGACCCUAUUCCUUCUCCUCAGUGCGCUAUCGGCCUCAUUGAGCAAGGCGCUUCGCUACACGGCGCCCGAUGAGUGCAAAUGGGUUAUCAUCAACAGCGGCCGCGGCGAGGUCGCAGUCGACGGGGCCGCCGCGAGUGCCACGGAGGACGCGGAAGAGGGCGUGUCGCUCACGUGCCGCCUCCGCACCAUCAACAGCGAGCUCGAGAACACCAACUUCAGCGUGAUCCAGGCGCAGCACACUCUUCGGCUGCGCCUGGAGUGCAGUGACGCACUCUUUUUCCAGAGCUCUCUGAAUUCAGGCAGCUUCCGCUCGCUAGUUGAGCUUCGCGAUCUGGAAAUAGAGUUCUGCAAGAUCGGCAACCUGUCUACGGGGGCGUUUGCUGGGCUCCGUGACCUGCGCAACCUGACCGUUCGAACACACAACACGGACUGGUCAGCCAUGGCCCUCGAAAUGCACCCCAAUGCUUUCGGCGAGGAUAUGGCGCGGCUCGAGCGACUGGACCUGAGCCAGAACAACAUCUGGAGCCUGCCUGAUGGUGUGGUCUGCCCGCUGCACAGCCUGGAGCACCUCAACCUUACCAACAACCGGUUGCGCAGCGUCGGCGGAUUUCAAUUCGGCGCGACUGUGGCGUCGGCGACUCUGGCCCCAUCGCAACGGUGCGGUGGAAACCUCAGAACUUUUGACUUGUCGAACAACAGUGUCGAAUCGCUCCCACCGUCCGCGCUGUCAGGGCUCGGCCGGCUGCAGUACCUCAACUUGGAAGGAAACAGUAUGACAGUGCUUGCUGACCGCGCCCUCGAGGGGCUCGUCGCGCUGCACUAUCUCAACCUGGCCAACAACAAGCUUGCCACGCUGCCGCCCGAGCUGUUCGCCGAUGCCCGCGAGCUGCGCCAGCUGUACCUGCAGAACAACUCUAUCAACGUGCUCGCGCCGGGGCUAUUCGGUGAACUGUCUCACCUGGCACUGCUUGACCUGUCCAGCAACGAGCUCACCUCUGAGUGGGUGAACGCCAACACCUUCACCAACCUCGUGCGGCUCGUCAUACUGGACCUGUCCCACAACCGCAUCAACAAACUGGAGGCAGCCGUGUUCCGCGACCUGUACACACUGCAGGUUUUGCGGCUUGAGGACAACGCCAUUGCCUCCAUCCCAGAGAACACCUUCGCCUCCCUGUACAACCUGCAUACCCUGGUCCUUUCGGACAAUAAGCUGACGACCGUCCACAGCUACACGUUUAACGGUCUCUCCGUUUUAAGUCUCCUUUCACUCGAGAACAACGAUAUUGAGACGAUUCAUCCGGAUGCACUGAGAAACUCAUCGAGCCUGCAGGACCUGCACUUGAAUGGUAAUAAGCUAUUCGAAGUGCCGGCAGCUCUCAAGGACGUUCCAACUCUGAAGACACUCGACCUGGGCGACAACCACAUUGCAAGUGUCGAUAACACCACGUUUGCCAACCUACAGCACGUGUACGGACUGCGUCUUACUGAAAACAACAUUGUCAAUAUCAGCAAGGGCGUGUUUGACAAGAUGGCGUCUCUGAAGAUACUUAACCUAUCCUUUAACAAAAUUAGGAAGGUUGAGGCUGGUGCGUUCGAUAGUAAUGCAAAUUUACAUGCCAUCCGGCUGGAUGGAAAUUAUCUCACCGACAUCACAGGGCUUUUCGCCAAGUUGCCAAACCUGCAAUGGCUCAACAUUUCUGACAAUCAGCUGGAAGUGUUCGACUACUCUCUUAUCCCAACCGGCCUUAAAUGGCUGGACAUUCAUGCAAACCAGAUCGCUGUUUUGGGAAAUUACUUCGAAAUUGAAAGCCAGCUUCACCUGAGUACGUUCGAUGCCAGCUCCAACAAGCUGACAGAAAUUACAGGCAGCGCCAUCCCUGACAGCGUUGAGUUCCUGUCACUCAGCGACAACCUUAUCUCUAAAGUGCAGUCCUACAGCUUCUUUAAAAAGCCCAACUUGACUCGUGUCGACCUAUUCGGCAAUCGCAUCACGAGUCUAAACCCAAACUCACUUCGGAUAUCGUCUGUUCCGGCCAACCGGCCCUUGCCUGAAUUCUACAUUGGCGGCAACCCCUUCGAGUGCGACUGCACAAUGGACUGGCUGCAGAAAGUCAACACGGACAAUCGCGCGCGCAACCAGCCCAAGCUCAUGGACCUGGACAGCAUCUACUGCAAGCUGCUGUACGCGCGCGGGCGCUCGUACGUUCCCCUCGUCGAGGCCGCGCCCUACCAGUUCCUGUGCCGCUACGACUUUCACUGCUUUGCGCUGUGCCACUGCUGCGACUUUGACGCGUGCGACUGUGAGAUGACAUGCCCGACUAACUGCACCUGCUAUCACGACCAGAGCUGGUCAGCCAACGUGGUGGACUGCAGUAACGCCGGCUACAACGAGACACUGCCUGACCAGAUCCCCAUGGACGCCACGCAGUUGUACCUGGACGGCAACGACAUCCGCACGGUUGGCAGUCACGCUUUCAUCGGGCGCAAGCGAUUAAAGGUCCUUUUCCUGAAUGGAUCAAACGUGGAGAUCAUCCACAACCGGACCUUUAACGGCCUGAAGAACCUGGAGUUACUGCACCUGGACAACAACGAGAUCCGCGAGCUCCAUGGCCACGAGUUUGAGGGGCUGGAGAGCCUGCGCGAGCUGUACCUGCAGCACAACAGGAUCACCAGCGUCCACAACGGCACCUUCGCCGGCCUGGGCCAGCUGCGCGUCCUGCGCCUGGAACACAACCGUAUUACGCAGUUCGCCGUCUGGGAGCUGUCAGCCUCCAUUAUGGACAUUACCCUGGCCGCCAACCCGUGGUCCUGUGACUGCGAGUACACGAGCCGUUUCCGUGAAUGGCUCCAGGUUGCCGACGAGGUGGUUACGGACCUGUCAAACAUCCGCUGUGCGUACAAUGCCCCAACCACGGCCGGCAGCAACGCCACCGCCUCCCACGCCGAGGAGCGCCAGAAGGAGGGUGACGACGGCUUCCUGAUAAUCUAUGACAAUUCGUCUAACUGCAUCUCACGCACGGCCAAUUACAACUUCACGGAGAGCGUCAAUGGCAACUACACUGCCAACAAGACCGUCAUUCAGCGGCAGGUUAUCCAGGACUACAUGCCUCUGCUCAUCGCCACCCUGGGCGUGUUCCUGGUCAUUAUUCUGCUCAUGCUGGUAGUGUUCGUCUACCGCCAAGAGAUGCGCGUCUGGUUCCACUCACGCUUCGGUGUCCGCCUCUUCUACCGCAAGAGCGACCUCGAGCUGGAUGAUCGCGAGAAGCUGUUCGACGCCUUCAUUAGCUACAGCUCAAAAGACGAGGCCUUUGUCGCCGAGGAGCUGGCGCCUCUACUCGAGCAUGGUGACCCGUCUUACAAGCUAUGCCUCCACUACCGGGACUUCCCUGUGGGUGCAUUCAUCGCAGACACCAUCGUGCAGGCCGUUGAGUCGUCGCGCAGAACCAUCAUGGUGCUGAGUGAGAACUUCAUCAAGUCAGAGUGGUGCCGAUUUGAGUUUAAGUCUGCUCACCACCAGGUCUUGAGAGACCGAAGAAAGCGCCUUAUCGUCGUUCUUCUCGGGGAGGUCCCACAGAAAGACCUGGACCCCGAUAUCCGGCUGUACCUCAAGACCAACACGUAUCUUCAGUGGGGUGACAAGCUCUUCUGGGAAAAGCUGAGGUUCGCCCUGCCCGACGUACCGAACAAUCAGCGGACUAGGCACGGCUCGGGACGAGUCAGCAAUCACAGCAACGCCAAUCAUCAUCACAUCAUGCAUCACCACGUGCACAGACACAACAAUCAUAAUCACAACCAUAGUCAUCAUAAUCACAACACUCACAUACCGCCGCACAUACCACAUAAUGCGCACAACCUACACAAUCCUCAUAACACAUUAACACCCCAAAAUACCCAUAGUCCGCAAAAUGUAGCUCAACAUAUACACAAUCAACACUCGGUAACGCAGCCGGGACAGCAGCAACACUCUCGGUCAGUGGCAAUUCAUAUCUAGUGAAGUGAUAAGUGAAAAGUGUUCCCUGUUCGAUGUGGCUGCAAUGUAUGAGUGUGAAGUGCUGUGCAGUGCAAUGUGAUAAAUAAUGUAUGAGGUGAAGUUGUGUUCUUGUCUAAAAGUUAACUUAUAUGUAUUUUACUGGAAAAGUGACAUCUUUUGGAAUACGUGAAUAAGUGUGUCGUAAAUUCAGUGUUAUGACCAGUGAUAGUGUAAAGUUAAGAAUGCCAUUAAUUGCUUUCAAUCAAAGGAGUUUAUAUAGUGCUGUCUAAGCGACAUACCAGUAUUGUUGAAGCAUCGAAUGUUCAAUUGUGAUACCUAGUUUAGUUAUUUUGUUGAUAGACUUUUGUAUUUUUGUAUGUUUUGUAAAAUAUGUAAAUACUCAUUGUUUUGUACAGUUUUUAUUCAUACCUUGUUUGACUGUGGCUAAUAGCCAAAAAAUGUAUAAAAUUCUUUAAGAACUGCCAGUAUUGUAAAAAAAUGCAUAGUGUAUCAUAUAUAAAUUUUCAAAUUAUAAUUUAUUCUAAGUGAUAUAUAUUUUAUACGACGUGGAGAGCGCUAGGAUGUUUUUGCUUGUGAUGUUGGUGCUAUUCAGGAUAAACCUAUACUUAGACCAAACAUUAUGAACGGUUAACAGAGUAUUUCUUUCCCAAGCUUUAUGUCAGAAUUUUAAAGGUGCCCUAUCAUAACUUUCACUUAAAAGAACUGAUUUUUAUCAUAAUGUCAUGUGUAAAUGUUGUUGUAUUUUUAAAGACUGAGAUUGCUUUGUAAUUUCAAAUUCAAGCAAAGCUUGUUAAUCAAGUACUGUAUUAUGAACAACAGGGUACCAAAGUCAUGUGAAAAAUUUCUGAUGUAAAGCUUAUUUUGUGUGAAGAGGCGCGUUCUGUUCUCCCUUCAUAACUCGUCAGGCAUGAUAAGGCUUGUCAGCACGUUAUUUUCCUAUAUUUAAUUUGAGUUCAAAUGAGUACAAAAAGUUUGAAAUUAACUGUAAUCAUAACUUCUAUACGCUUAAAUAAAUGGUUUGUUAUUUAUUAAUAUUUUUGGACUCAAUUGAACUCUUUAAAAUGUGAAGUACCAAAUUAAAAUCAAACUUGUAUGUUAUUUUCCAAAUAAUUUCAAGCCUUGUUGUUGUUGUUGUUGUUACCCUUCAAACGAAAAUUUCAUCUGCCGAAUCUUGAAUAAAUAAUAUUUAAAAUAUUGAA